CCGCCCACCCCCUAGGGGCUUUCUCCAGCCUCCAGCGACUGGAGUCCUGGAGCGCAGCCGCCGGGCGCGCGUUUCCGCCGAGCUGGGGCGCGCAGAGCAUUGGUUUUCUGGGGCCGCAAGAGACAAGAGGCGGUGACCUCGGUGCGCGCCCCGCGUCCCCGGCUCCCGGCCAGCUCCCCGGCCCCCGGCCCGCGCCCCGGCCGCCAGCAUGGUGCUGCUGGCCGGGCCCGGGCCGGAGGGCGGCGGGGCGCGCCGCGUGUCCCCGCAGUCGCCGUCCCCACCCCGGGACGCGCAGGCCGGGGAGGACCCAGCUGACUUCGAGGAGUACGAGGACUUCUCGAGUCUGCCCGACACCCGCAGCAUCGCCUCGGACGACUCCUUCUACCCUUUUGGAGGCGAGGAGGAGUACAGCUCCGUGAGCGCGGAGAGCGUCCCGGAGGCCGUCCCGGAGGCGGCGACCCUCCUGCGCGCCGCCUGCGCCAACGAUGUGGGGCUGCUGAGGGCGCUGGUGCGGCGGGGGCCCAGCGCCGAGGAGGUGCAGGAGACCGACCGCAACGGCCGGACCGGCCUCAUUGUCGCCUGCUACCACGGCUUUGUGGAUACUGUGGUGGUCUUAGCAGACUGCCCCCACGUUGACGUCAACUGGCAGGACAGCGAGGGCAACACGGCCCUGAUCACGGCUGCACAGGCAGGGCAUGUCACCAUCACCAACUACUUGUUGAACUAUUUCCCCGGUCUUGACCUUGAAAGGAGGAACGUGUUUGGGUUCACGGCCCUGAUGAAAGCCGCCAUGCAGGGCCGGACGGAGUGCAUCCGAGCCCUGAUGCUAGCAGGGGCAGAUGUCCACGCCAGGGACCCUCACCGCAGGAUGUCGUCCCAGGAGUGGGCUACUUACACGGGACGGUUUGAAGCGGUCCACGUCAUCCAGAGGCUGCUGGAGCGACCCUGCCCAGAGCAGUUUGGGGAACAGUACAAGCCAGAGCUGCCGCUGGCCCCCGAGGUGGGUCCGAAGCCUGCGGGCUCCAAGAACUGCUUGCAGAGGCUCACCGAGUUUGUGCGGUCCAUACUUACCUCCCGCUUGCGCCAAGGCCUGGAGGAUGGGGGCGUCCUGGACCACAUGGUCAGGAUGACCACGAGCCUCUACAGCCCCGCCGUGGCCGUCGUCUGCCAGACCAUGUGCCCCGAGAACCCCCCCUGUGUAGGGAAAAGGCGGCUGGCGGUGCAGGAAAUCCUGGCGGCACGGGGGGACCUGGAUACGCAAGCCCAAGAGAGGGACAAAGCGGAGGGCACCGAGCAGCGAUUCCGGACCUCCCAGGCCGCGGGGGUCUCCAGAGAGGGGGCCCCCAGAGCCAGCUCCACGUCUUCCCAGCUGCCAGCUGCCCCGCGGAAGGCCAGCCUCCUGUCCCUGCAACUGCUGCGGCGGAGCAGCGUGCGGCCGGGCGUGGUCAUCCCCAAGGUGCGCGUCAGCAAGGCACCCGCGCCCACCUUCCAGCCCGAGCGGGCGGCGAAGGGCAGCACCAAGGACAGCGCCCACCUGCAGCUCCCCAAGUGGAGGUACAAGGAGGCCAAGGAGGAAAGAAGGAAGGCGGAAGAGGCAGAGAAGCAGCGGCUGGCCAGGGCGCAGAAGGAGAAGCGGGCACCGUCCUGGAGGAAAAGGACGUGAGGGGGGGUGGGGUGUGUCUGGCGGGGGGAGGAAGGACGCAGAACCCGGCCGGGGAUGAGAUGCUGCCCGGAGCCCCAGAGGAGGUGGCGGCGAGGCCGGGUGGGCUCCUCCCUGGGAAGGAAGCGCCUCCGCCCGGCCCCUUGCCUUUUACGCACCACACGUCCCUGUGCCCCGCAGGCUCCUUCGGGCCCGAGAAAACGUUUGUGUUUGUUCAGUUUGCACCCAAGAGUGAAUUGGGCAUAGCACUAAUCGAUUUGCCUAAAACCAGUUCCCUUAGCAGUCAGUACACUUAGUGGGCGUUUUACCUAAAAGUUUAUCUUUAGAACCUCAGUUAAGAAAUUUCAGAAGGGCAUUUUCUGUAUAAUUUUGUAUUUUUAAUCACAGUCAAAUGUGCAGCACUUUACCAGCCCCAUACAGAGAUGGAGCUCUUUGUACUUAGGAUGGUUUUAAUGCAUUUGUCUGAAGACCCUUUGUUUAAAGUACCGGUUCUAGCAAUAAUUACUUGUGACAUCCCUAUGAUUUCACACAGAAUUUGUGGCAUUCUCCCCCCUUUUGCUGUUUGUUUGGGUCUUUGCCUUUCCAUCUCAUGUGGGUGCCCAUGAGCACCGCAUGUUCUUAAUUGGAUUAAGUGAUGCAGAAUAUUUCUUUCCAUUUGAUGGAGGCAUUUACUUUACAGCAAAAUGAUCAAGUAAGCUAGAGGAAUCAGAUUUCCUUGUACAUCCAGUGCUAAAAAAUGAUGAAAACCCGGUUGUCAAAGUAGGAGACUGCAUAGAGAAGCACGUAUUUAUUGCUAGAACUAAACUCAUUUUAAGCAAGGGAUUUUAGAUAAACUGUAUACAAAGUCUUGAACAUAUUCAAAAAUAGAUAUUGACAUAAAAAAGUAUUUAAGAAAAUAGGGGCAAAUUUAAUAAUUAUUACUGGAAACAAAAGUAAGUUAUGUGCUCUUAGAUAAAUUGAAUUCAGAUAUCCUUAAAAUGUAAAAAAGAUGCAAAAAGCAUAAGGAACCCAGAGUUCUGCAGACUGCUGAAAUGGGGGCAGGCGUAAAUUUUUAGAGAAAUAGGGAUUAGAAUUGAAUAUUAAGCAAACGUGUUUUAGGCAAAUUUGCCUGGAGUGAGCUGGGUUGCUUCCUCCUCCUGACUCAAUUCCAAGGAAUCCCUGGUGUGGAAUUACUUUCUUUUUUUCUUUGAUGACUGCCCCUGAUGUUCAGUUCACCCUCAUGGCGACUUUGUUGACUUUCCAAGAUGUCGGGACUUUGGCAGAGCAUGUGUGUGAUUUGCCCCGGGCCCUGAGCUCUCCGAGGGAGUUAUCUCCAAAGCACUGAGAAAUUCUAAUGAAUCUCUGGCCAUCUGGGUUGCAGAGUCUCUCUCACAUAUGCACUACCAACAGCACUUUAUUUAAAUAUUAUCCUGUUCAGAAGCCAUAGAUUUAAAAUAUUACAGACCAGUUUGGAAGCUCUUUAUUAUAACCCUAGAUUCGCAGGGGAAAUCGCACUCCCUGGCUAUGCGGUAACGAACACCUGUCUGUCUCAUUAUGUGGGCGGGGUAGCGCCGGCUCCCCCUCUUCCCCCCCAUCCUUCAGAAUUGAGCAUCUCACACUCACCUUCCCCAGAAUCUCAAUAGACCAUCAGGCUGCACCCAGACUGAUGGGAGACAGGCGUGACGAUGAUACAGCUCUUAAAGUCAGAUUUUAGUGAGUUCCUCCCUCAUCGCAGAAGGGCGCAAGAAGAAUGGCACAGAGGUCUGGACCCACUUUGAGCAUCACUGAUAUAGUUGGCUGUUGGGUCACUUUCGUGCCUAAGAGUUGAGGUUGGCCAAGUCCCCUUGGAUGAGAUGAAGGCUGGUCCCCGAGGUGGAGAGAAACACCCGUUUCCCUGACAGUCCAAUCCAUAUCCUUUGAGAUCAUUUUUGUGUUUAUGUAUUUUCGUUGCUUUGAAUGGUUGGCUGCGUUUUUCUCACCAAGGGGUCAGCCCUCCUCCCUCCCCUCCAGUGUCGGUCAGGGAUGGGGCACUGAUGAGCAAUGUCCCCCCCCCCCCCAGCUCUGUCACCACAUACAUUCCCUGCUGACCCCUUUGCCUCCUUUUUUCCUUAUUUGCUUUUUCUUUGUUUUGCCUGUUUCCUGCUCCAGAUUUAGCUAAAUGCCUUGAUCAUCCCUGGCCCCACUACUCUGAGAUCUAAAAAGGGCGGAAGAGCAAGGCAAUGCUGAGAGGUCAACAGUGUCCCUGUGGAAUUAUCAUGUCAUGCCCUCCAAACACCCAAGAGUGAAUGAACGGCAGAUUCCGCCAGCUGCUUCCGUGCAGAAUGUUGGCACAACUCCCCCACCUGCACCCCGCACUUUCCCCCUUUUUUCUCUUUAAGGAGGGAGAGUUGGUUUGCUCUCCUAACAGGUGAUAGCACCGCCCUGCCGUACAGAGCAGGCGGGAUCUGGCGUCUGCUUGCGCUCCUGAUGUCUAUUAACUGUAAAUAGUGAAUCUCAACUUGACAGGUACCCUCUCAGGGAUUUAUAUAUAAAUGCAGUUAGGGGAAAAGCUGAAGUCUAUUUUAAUACUUUUUAGCAUCUGAGUGCGUUAUGAUUAAACUAGAUAGAAGAAAUAUUUCUAAGACAAUGUCAGUGCUGCUGUUUUCUGGGGAGAGGCCUGGGAAUCACCCCUCGUGUUGAGAUUUCUUGAUUAGUAGAAACUCGGGACUCUGGCAGCUGAAAUGGCUUUGGAGUGGAUGUGAAGUCACUUCAGUGCCUCUAAGUUGCCUCUUGUGGAUGUGAACCCUUGUAUCAAAAAAAAAAAAAAAAUUCAGCCUUUAUGUAUGUGGAGAUGGCAUAGAGUGACAACACAGAUGGACCAUUCAUCACUUUCACCUCUGCAGCUGUUUCCUCCCCAUCUGAUCCAGGGGUGUGUGGUGUGACGGUGACAGUGUUUUCUAUCUGCUUAUGCAAAUCGUGUUCUACAGUCAGCCGAGCGCCAAGCUCACUGCUGGGAGCGGGGAGGGAAAAGCUGGAAUGACCGCGGUGUUCAGAGACUUUGCACGUCUUUGGCUACCUUUGAGAAAUGCAACACACGACACUGUGGACCUUCGUGACUUUUUCUGCAGCACCUCCCCACGAGCUCCUGGCGGCACUAGAGGCCUCGGAAAUAGGGUCGGAAAUUGCAGUAGUUCGUCAUCUCAACUUCGGGCACUCCUGCUACUCGCUCAUUCUGCAUUGGAGGACAGAGUUCGUGAUGUCAGUUGGAAAGUGGGAUUUGUGGAUGCAGGGUGGCCAGGGCAGGCCGCCUCUGCCCGCUUCCUUCCGUGCUGUGGGCGACCAGGUCUCUGGAAGUCCACUGAGUGGAGAUGAGGCUGUGAAACAAUCCCGUGAGGUGGGCCACACCCCAAUCCUGAAGUGGAUGCAAAGCCUGCUGUCUCCAGGGAAGAAUCAUGGGUACCGAGUUACUAUGAAGAAAAGCACCCCUGAGGGGUCGUUAAAUGAGCUAAGACUAAGAAGUAGGGACGAUCUGACUCUUGCAGCCUCUGGCAGGAUCACUGUAUUCCCCGCUCAUCCAUGCUACGUUAAGGCGGAGACUGUCUUUUCAUCAUUCACUGGAGCUUGCUCCGCGAAAGGAGUCCUAGCCCUGACGGAUGUCAGGUGCAGUGCUUACCCCAGGUUCACUUGGAGACCUGUGCUCGCUCAUUUCCCAUCCUGAUACAAUGCAGGUACUUGCUGCAGGGCUAAGAUUAUCAGGAACUAUUGUAAGCUGCUAAUCGAAAUCCAUCUUUUAUAGGAUGAAGUGCUGACACUUUUUCUUUUUCACAGUAUUUGGGGAAAUCCUAACGCGCUACCCAAGUAUUCCCUCGCGAGCCUUUCCGUCCCACGUGGGUAACUGUUUGGAUUCUGCAUUCGGCUGUGGGUGCCCGGCUCACAGGAUCCCUCAGGGCUCUGGUCUGUGUGUCUGGUUUCCUCGGCGGCAGGCUCACACUGGGCCCCUUUCAGCCGAGCCUGGCGGACCAUGGUCUUCUGGGGAAGGAAUGGCAGAAGACCCAUCACGCCUGAUGCUCAUAAAACAACAAAGUCCCAUUUGCGACAACAGCUGGCAUUGGGCACAUAAUCACGGCAGCGGGAGGGAGGGCUGUUGCCACGAAGAACUUACAGCAAACCAGCUCUUCCUGCAAACGCUGGUUGCCGCCCUCUCCAUGCAUUUAGACUUUGUUUCAGACGUCCGUGUGACGCUUGAAUCAGCUACUCGUGGCUGUGCUCUUGAAUCCACAUGUUUCUUCAUUAACAUUUAAAAUAAGUGGCUAAAAAAAUUCCUCUGGAGGUUUUUUAUUUUAAAGAAAUAGAAAAAAACAAAAAACCACCACUGCCUGGUUUGAUGUAGCUCAUUUUUGAGGGACUCAGUUGAAUGCCAGGGCUGCGUGCAAAGUCUCUCCUUCCCCUGACCCAGCCUGAACUAAGGCUCAUGUGAAAGGCACAGCCCUGCGGUGCUCUGAUGGCCCUCAGCUGCAAGUGGAGGUGUGUGAUGUGAUGUGAUGAGUGCACACACACACACACACACACACACACAGGAAGGAGUCCGGGCUUUGUGCUCACAGACGGGACUGCCAUUGUGGCUCUCAGGUAACGUCUGGUGUGACCUGAUUGGAUGGCACGUAGUGGAAGGUGGGACGGCCCAAGACCCCCACUGGGAGGACUCCAGUGUGUCCACUGUGGCACAGGACACAGCCAGUGUGUCAUAACGCAGGUCUUGUCGAAAGGUGGUGUUGGCCUGGGCGGCUCAUGUAGGAGCUCCUGGGCAAGGUUGUGUAGCCGGGCCUGGGCCGUCGCUCUGCUGUUGGCUGCCUCCUUGGCAUGGAGGGGCAGAAUCCAGAGGGGCUGCUUGGGGAGCUCCACCAGGCAUUCACCCCAUGGCACUAGGCUAACCACAGAGUCAGCGUCUUACCCUGCGGAGGCACUGAGACCUUCCCAAGUCUGCCCAAGUAUCAGUACUCUAAUUAAUCAACGCUAACACAGUUUGGUUUUUGAGAGAAUCAUUUCAUCAUAAUGGGACACCUUUAUAUUGUUUUGGAAGAACAUGAAGACGAGAAACAAAAUGAAGCCAGCCGUUGCAGGCACGGCAGUGGCCUGUGUUGAUUCGAUGCUUUAUGAAAUUUUGGGAGGUCACAUUGAAGCACUUUAACACCAGUUUUUGAGAAGAAGUUCUAGAAGCUGGUUUGGAACCUCACAGCUCUGUCAAACAGGAUGAAAACCAGAAAAGGAUGCUAUAAACCUGGCCAUGUUACCAGCAACCCUGUGAGCCUCUCGGCCAUGCUAAGGAAUUUGAAUACUAGACCCCAUUCAAACAAACAGGCAAAGCUAAUCUCAUUGGAAUUCUCUCUUCAUUCAAAUCCUUGUUCUGCCUCACAUGUAUUGGGUGUCUGAGAAUGUGUGUUUUUAACAAGGGUGACUAAGAAGUGUAUGGACUUUGCACAGGUGCCAGGUUUCAGGUUAUGUCAUGUUGGUAUAAGCUUUGUUUUCUGAAUGUAAAACUAUUUUCAUUGUCAUUUCUAAAAAUCCCGUAGAUUUCCGGAUAUUGUAAAAAUGUUGAAUAAGGAUAUAGGUGUGUAAAUUUCAUAGUGUUUUAUUUUGAGGUGAGAGUUUUGUUACAGUUUAUAAAAGAUAUUUUUCUAUUUAGACCUCAGGGCUAUUUGGGGACCUACAAAUAAAUGUGACCCCAGCAGUUUCAAUUCUUGAUAUCCAAACGGUUAAUAAUCAUCUUUAAGUUAAAUAGGAUAUAUUAUUCAGCAGAAAGAAUGUGUCUUUCCCUUUUAGCUUCUCUUUUAACAAACUCUGUAUCUAAAGUUUAAAACGUGUAGCAAAAAGGAUGUGGGUCAUGUAAAAAUGUGGGGAAAUUGUGGCUACGGAAUUUAAAAUCACUUGUGAAAUAAAGUCUUAUGGUACAA
Molecule: messenger RNA, 7569 nt
Organism: Balaenoptera acutorostrata (minke whale)
Lineage: Eukaryota; Metazoa; Chordata; Mammalia; Artiodactyla; Balaenopteridae
Gene: ANKRD33B
Product: ankyrin repeat domain 33B
Exons: 4
Coding region: 209-1663 (484 amino acids)
Molecular function (GO): protein binding
Source: RefSeq, a predicted model, not a curated record